Molecule: messenger RNA, 1010 nt
Organism: Plectropomus leopardus (leopard coralgrouper)
Lineage: Eukaryota; Metazoa; Chordata; Actinopteri; Perciformes; Serranidae
Source: RefSeq, a predicted model, not a curated record
CACUAGUCCCUAUAAAACAGUCAGUCCCUUUUAGUAGCCAAGUGUGUCUGUACGUUUUGACAAAUAAAGGCCUGUCUCAAUUAGAGGCCCAGUUGCAGUUAAUUUUUCUACAGAAAAGGACUUCAUAAUAGCCUACCGUCAUCUCUUGCUUUAUAAGCAUAUCAGUAAGCAAUAUCAGUAAGUGUGAACAUGUUUGUCCACAGAAGUAUUACUUUGUUCCUCUGCUUAUCUUUCAAGGUUUGCUUCAUCUGCUCCUUCCUGGAAUACCAGCCCCUAACCAGUGGGAGCUAUGUGUACCCAGACUGGGCCUACUGUCUGGGCUGGGCCAUGGUCUUCUCUUCUGUGGUUGCAGUACCCAUCUGGGCUGUCAGCAAGGUCUGCCUCACAGAGGGCACCCUCAGACAGCGUCUGUUGGUCCUGUGGCAUCCUGUUCUGGAUUCUGUCGGUCCAAAGAGUAACAACGAAGAUCCCCUAAACGAAGUAGAGAUGAAACCAAUGACAGAGCAGUCAGUAUAAAAUGUCCUCCUGGAUUUCAUCUUCAAAAAGUCUGUCCAUGUUACUGAAAAGUGCUAUUGAUAACAUAAGCCACAAGAUUUUGUACCCCCCUCCUGCUAACUACUGACUCACCUGUGUAUGUGUGUGUGUGUGUGUGUGUGUGUGUGACUUCCCUCCUCGGUCAAAUGAACCUUUAGCAGUGUGUAGGUAGCCAUAUGGUUCAUGAUCCAUUAGCUACUGUACAUACUGUAAUGUAGGCUACUAUAUGAAGGUGGUGUUGAUGGGACCUGGUCUGUUAGUGGACUUAAUUUGGUCAGAGUAUCAAAACACCGGUGACUUGAUGGGUGUAAGUGUAAAGCAAGGAAAACUGAACUAACACAAUAACAGAAGGGAAAAACAAAGUUCCAGAUGUUAGCUGCAGUGGCUGGAGAACAGGAUUUACAAAGAACCCAACUAGAGGUAUCCAGUUGCCUUCCUGAUCAGAUGCCUCAGCUAUGUAACUAACUUAAAAUACU